Cryptococcus deneoformans JEC21 is the source of this 1829-nucleotide messenger RNA. RefSeq names its product integral to membrane protein, putative. Gene Ontology annotation, biological process: phosphatidylcholine biosynthetic process. The transcript has 8 exons. Bases 33 to 1574 code for a protein of 513 amino acids. Lineage: Eukaryota; Fungi; Basidiomycota; Tremellomycetes; Tremellales; Cryptococcaceae. The record is from RefSeq and is a predicted model, not a curated record.
CCGCAUUCCGACCACCUUGUUCCAGCAACGAUAUGUCAAGUCAAACGAAAGAUACACCUCCAGGCCUAGCAAGGCAGAACUCUUCAUUCUCAAAUCUCAUGACUCUCAAUCUCGAUCGCUAUGGCGAGGACUGGGCGGGCGCACUUACCCUUCUCGAUGUGAUCGAAACUUUUUUCGAUUCAAGGCUAGAUCUUUUCAAUCGGAGACUCAGAGCCCAAUCUAAUAGGCUGAAAUCUCGGGCAGCAGAGAUGUUGCCCAAGCAGCUACGUACGCCAAAGGGAGGUGGUAUACUCUUGUUGGAUGACGAAGACGAAGAUGAGAGCAAAGAAACUGGAAAGAAUAAAAGUAGAAGCGAGAAGUACAAGAAUGAUGUGGAGAGAGAAGUGGAAAGGAUCAAGAUCAAGUUAGCCGCUAAGGUCACUCAUCUGUCAGGGACAUGGAAAUCAGAGCAAGUGGUACGAACUAAGGACAAAGUUUCUUUCCUUUUCGGUGUGCUCGCUCUUGCCUUUACAUGUUUACUGUAUGGAAUGGCUCCUGAGUGGUUCCCGGUUGCCUAUACUGUCCAAGCCGCUUUCUACAUGCCCAUUCGAAUCUAUACCUAUCACCGUAAAGCGUGGCAUUAUUUCUUGUUUGACUUAUGCUACUUUGUAAACGCCCUUGACCUCCUGUGGAUCUGGGUUUUCCCCUCUUCUACUUUUCUUUUCAUCUGCUGCUACCUCUUGACUCUCGGACCUCUGGCUAGCGCCAUCAUCACAUGGCGAAACUCACUCGUUUUCCACUCGCUCGACAAGGUCACUUCUAUCUUCAUCCAUAUCUAUCCCCCUAUUGUACUCACAGUCAUUCGACAUGUGAUACCCAAUGCCGAGGAGAAGUACUCUGGAUUGAAGCAUGUGGGAGAGUACAAGUGGUACACUAUGAUCUUGUUGAGCAGUGUGCCUUACAUUUUGUGGCAGGCCGCUUAUUACAAGUUUAUCUCCGUUGAUCGAAAGUCCAAGAUUGAAUCAGGAGAAAGACAGAAUAGCUUCCACUACAUGCUCAACGACAAACGUGGUCCCAUCGGCAAAGCCCUGCAAGGCAUCCGUCCUGAACAUCGCGAAUUAUGGUUCAUCUUCGGUCAACUCAUCUAUUCUAUCAUCUUCAUGAUCCCGCCAUCAACCUUCCUUAUCCACUCUCCCACUUCAUCAAGCAUCUUUCUCAUCAUUAUCUUUACCGUCUCUGCUUGGAACGGAGCCACUUUCUACGUAGAGGUCUUUGGAAGGAAGUUUGAAAGGGAAUUAGAGAAGCUGAGGAAGGAGAUGGAAGUUGUCAGUGCGACGAUGACGCCCUCUACCAGUGGGACUGGCACAUCACCAGCUGUUGAAGAUGCUGCUGCCUCUUCUCCUCUAUCCUCUGCAGAGCAACUCAAUGACGAGGAGGAUGAUCUGAACGACAGUCCUCUGGUUUUGCCUGAUGCAGGAAAGAUAGAAGCCUCGAAAGAGGCGCAAGUACCUGAUUUAAAUCUGGGGAAAGCGGUUGAGGAAGUCGAUAGUGAGCUCGAGGGUCAGGCAACAAUCAGACAAAGGAAGAACGUCUAGAGUAGUGGGCCGCAGACUCAUUCUGAGGAAGAACCUUUGGUGGAUGUUUCAGAAUUUAGGAUUUGGAAAUGGGUAGAGCGAAAAGCUCUGAAUUUCGGUUUUUAUACAGUUUGCUUACUACCAAGAUCAUGUCUAUGGUUUACAUGUCAGCACUUCUUCUUUCUCAAUUAAGCUGGAUCCCAUGUUCGUCGAAUAUCUCUUCAACUCUACUAAAGCAAAAACGUCGUGUACUAUGAACCAAAAUGUACAUUGUCA